GUAUGUGAUCAUUGGCAAGCCUACAUACAAGUAUGGCUUCCGAUUACGAUGUGUAUCGUGUGACUUUCAUGACUUUGAUUCACAAGAAAGAUAAGAUUAGCGAUGAAAUAAGAGGGAUGAGCAUAAGUGUACUUACUGAUAAGUUUGGCAUGAUUAACCGCUCAGUUGCUCACGAUACAUAUUCGACGAACCAUGUGCGAGUCGUUUUCGUCUGCUGUAACACUUGCGGAGUUAUUUACGUUCACAAUGACCUUAACAUUUUGAUUAAAGAAAUUAAUGUGAUUGAUGAGCGUCGUGCCUGCAUCGGAAAAGCUCACUUCCUUCUUGUAACUUUAAUAAGUUGUGUUAGGUUGCAAUUAGCAAUUCAUCACGUGUGCCUAACCCUAAAACAGUGUAAAGAAAAUGCAGGUAUGAAAUUAAGGAUACCUGUCGUUUCUGAUUUACGUCGUUCAGAAUCUUGGAAGAAAUGUGAAUCACAUGUGAAGAAAGUGAUUUUUUGUCUAUGCGUACACGAUUUAAUUGUGAAGCUGUACUUGUUAUUUAUGCUGAAAGAACUUGUUUUUAUGUUGUACACGGUUUCAAAGUUGAUGUCGUCUGCUGUGCCGCCUCAUUCGAUCGAAAGAUAACUGGUCUUUAAAAGUGCACCAGGUGUAUGGACACUGUGCGUAUCUGCAUCGCCAAACAGUACUGUAUUUUGUUUUCUGUGUAUUUAUUGUGAUUCAUUAUUGUAACGCAAUGACGUUUGCUACUGACCUAAGUAAAAUGUCUCCAAUGAUCUAUACAUUGUAUGGUUUUGCUAUAUUUUUCUUCGUGUUUUGGUGUGGAAAGUGGGGUGUGCAUCUCAUAGCAAUUUUUUAUGCGAAGUGGAGAUUACACCAGAAACCAAAUCAGUUGCCAAGUGAAACACCAUAUCCCGGAGUUUCAAUUUUAAAACCAUUAAUGGGUGUGGACUUGCAUUUAUUCAGUAACUUGGAAACAUUUUUCACCAUGAAUUACCCCCUUUAUGAACUUUUAUUUUGUGUUGAGGAUGAAAGUGAUCCUGCAGUGAUGCUUGUUAAUAAACUCAUGGAAAAAUAUCCAAAUGUGCAAGCAAGACUAUUUACUGGUGGUUUUAACGUUGGUGUGAAUCCGAAAAUAAACAACAUGCAGCCAGGUUUCAAGGAGGCUCAGUAUGAUCUCAUACUCAUAUCGGACAGUGGUAUUCGUAUGAAAGAAGAUACUCUGAUGGACAUGGUGUCGUACAUGAAAGAUGAUGUGGCAAUAGUGCAUCAGAUGCCCUUUACGUGUGAUAGGGAGGGAUUUGCUGCCACUUUAGAGAAGAUUUAUUUUGGCACAGCACAGGCAAGAAUUUAUCUUGCAGCAGCUUUCUUGGGUGUGAACUGCCAUACUGGUAUGUCAACACUUAUCAAAAAACCACUGAUUGAUGAAGUUGGUGGUCUGCAAGCAUUUAGUUGCUACCUUGCUGAAGACUUCUUCCUUGCAAAAUCUUUGCGGGAGCGUGGCUGGAGGAUGUGUAUCAGUAGUCAACCAGCAUGGCAGAAUUCUGGGCAAUGUAACAUCUCUACAUUUCAGGCUCGGUUAACACGUUGGGCUAAGCUGAGGACUGCAAUGGUUCCACAAACAAUUUUCUUGGAACCUAUGUCAGAAUGCAUGUUGCUGGGAGGCUGUGCAGCUUGGGCAGUCUCCUUCCUGUUUGACUGGGACCCAAUUGUUUUUUAUCUAGUGCACAUACUUGUGUGGUUUCUUCUUGACUGGCUGUUACUGACAAUUGUGCAGAAUAGUUCUCUACCUUUCAAUAAGUUUGACUUUGUUGUGGGGUGGCUGUUUCGUGAGCUAUCUUCCCCAUAUAUAUUUCUACAAGCUUUGUGGGAUCCAGCCAUAAGAUGGCGAGGGCGAACUUUCAAAUUACGAUGGGGAGGAAUAGCAGAAGAGCUCAAGCCUAAAGUGAAAGUUUGAAACUAUACUCGGUGGCAUUUUGUGUGUUCCUCGUGUUUUUAAUAGACCAACAAAUUAUGCUCAACAGAAAGUAAUAUAUAUUUCAUGUCUUCAGUGUAAACUGUUAACAUGAAUGAACUGUUCUGCUACAUGCAUUUGUCAAUUUCUUUUGAAGCUGAAAUUUUUACAAGUCACUUUUGUUUAAAACUGUAUUUAUGUAUAAAAAAGUGGCUGCAGCUGUAGCAUACAAAAUGUGUCAGUGGUGCGUUAUGUAAAAUAUGUAUACUGGUGUUACAUAUGUCGUACAAAGAUUAUAUGAAGUCAUUAAGACCAUGCUUAGCCCAUGGAAAGAAAACGGCAUUUGACCACGUACUGUUUAAAUUGAAAUUGUGUUGAGAUUUCCCACAAGAAUUGGAAUUUUGACCCGUUUAAAUGUAUUUGUGUGUCCUGCACAGUUGAUUUCACAAAGAAAGAAUUUUAAUCUAAAAUGAACAGCAAAAUUUAAACAACAGAAGUUGUUCCAUUACCUCUAGGUGCUAUUUUUACGUCUUUUAAGUUUCAGUUAAAUGAAGUCAUAAUAUUCUGUACUUAAUAGUGAAGAAAGCUUAUUGAAGGUGAUGGACUUUUUGUGUUCAUUGUUUAAUAUUUGUAGGUUAAUGUCGUCUUAAAUAGCUUUAAAACCCUCUAGUAUUCUCUUCAUAUAAUCUUUGUUUGUAUGAUACUGAUUGUAUCAUAUUUUGUGUGUGUCUCUGUGUCAGAUUUCAGCACUGAACUGAAUACAUUUGGAAAGGAAAAAGUUCAAACUAGUUGUUGCGAUGAUGGUGCUGUAAGAGUCACGUUUACAAAUUGUUUUGUUGUUCAUAGAAACCUUUAGUCAGUAUUCCUGUACAACAUGUUUCAUUUUCUCCAUUGCUAUUCUCUUAUUGGCUUAUUUUUUGUGUUGUAGUUGAAGCUUAAAACUUUCCAUCAUACAUAUGAAACUUGCAACAGAUUGUAUAGGUUCUAAUGGAAGCUGCUAUUGAACAUAGUACUGUCCAUGAAUUUUUAGUUUUGAAAGUAAUUCACUCAUCUUGCCUUAUCACAGUCAUUGUUGUAUACUUCUUUAAUGAUUUUAUUAUUUUUGUUUUACACAAUUUACUAGGUAUUAACUUUGAUCAGGUAACAUACAUGACGAAGACUUUAUUGAAUUCAUUCUCUUAAUAGUGCAUCAUGUCCUGGUACACAUCUACUGGAAAGAAUGCUACGCUAGUAGUUUCUUGUUGAGUAGAGCAUCUCACUUCAUGUUCAGUGAAAUGUGUCAGACUUAAAGGUAUUUUAUAACAUAUUUCAUGGACAUUCUUUAAACAUACUGAUACAUAGUUGAAAAUGUGUACCUCAUUAUGCUGUAAAUGUUGAAGAAAUUCUUUCAUGUUGAUGGAAGUUGGUGAAGAAUCUCAAACAGUUACCACGGUGGUACUUCAUUUCGCAUGACAACUGCAAUUAUUGUGAAUUUUCAUUUUGAGACCAAAGUAUCUCAUUAGCCUAUAUGUGGCUUUAGCUCUUUCAACAUUCUCAUUUUUCAUUCAAAAUGUAUCUUCAUUUUUUGUUGUCCUUUCUUUCAUUCUGGUUUUUGUCAAGUUUUUUCCAUUUAGUUUCAGAAAAAUUUUCAGAUAUCAGUUACUUAAUUAUGAAUCAGUGCUGCAUUUGUGUUAUCAAAAUGUUGGUAGCACUGAUUCAUUGUGCACUUUUACUUAUCUGUUUAUGCAUUUUAAUAAUGAAGAGAUAUUUCUGAAGUAUUGGAACCUUGAAUAAUUUGACAUGAAAUGGGUUGUGUAGUAAUGUGCAAUAUAUUUAACAUUUAACCAUAGUUAAUUUUAUUAGCUGUGAGUUGUAUGUAUUGCAUAUAGAACUGGUAAAGAAUGACAUAAUUUAUCUUUGUUGCAUGUGUCUAGUAUAUAUUCAAAUGUACUUAAGUAUUCAAUUUAGAAUUUAGCUCCUGUUUACAGUGAACUUUCAAAAAAGAAAUUACACUGGCAGUUUCCAUGUUUUGUGUACAAACAUGUUUAAGAUUUGUGCCUGGUUUGAGGAAAUAUGCUUCCAUAGAAAAGAAUGGGUUCUGAGAAACCUCCGUUAGUCCAGUUUCAUCACAGCAGAGUUCAUGCCAUUAGACUUUUCAGUACAAUACAUUUACAGCUUAAUGUAUUCAGAUAACAGCAUCAUGGAGGAACGAUUAUGUAAGAAAAUUUUAGUGGCAAUUAGUGGUUUAAGUAUUUACAGUCCGUAAUGAAUUUUAUAGAGUCCACAGUUUAUAAUAAUUUUUAAUUGUAAUUAUUCUUGUUAUUACUGUUGCUGUUAUUGUUAUUGAUCUAAUGCUGUAACAGUCAGAAAUAACGAUGAUGUAAAGACUUUCUCAUAGACAGACUUAUGUCCGCAAUCCGUUAGUUGAAUAAACCUGUGUCAUGUGAUCCUGUGAAUGGGCUUAGAGGCCUUGGAAAUGUGCUAAAUGUUCUCUCUCUCUCUCUCUCUCUCUCUCUCUCUCUCUCUCUCUCUCUCUCUCUCUCUCUCUCUGUAUCUCACUUCACUUUUUUGGGUUUUUUUUUACACACAC
This is a messenger RNA of Schistocerca serialis cubense, 4522 nucleotides long. It is a transcript of the gene GlcT, whose product is annotated as ceramide glucosyltransferase. Gene Ontology annotation, molecular function: ceramide glucosyltransferase activity. The transcript has 2 exons. Gene Ontology annotation, cellular component: membrane. Gene Ontology annotation, biological process: glucosylceramide biosynthetic process. The record is from RefSeq and is a predicted model, not a curated record. Lineage: Eukaryota; Metazoa; Arthropoda; Insecta; Orthoptera; Acrididae. Bases 736 to 1956 code for a protein of 406 amino acids.